UAUAAUAUCCGUGUGGCCGGGUGUAAGUCGGUGCCGAAAUACGCGGGUGUGUUCCCCCUCACGGGUGUCCUGAGGCCCCGGGGCCGCGCUCCUGCCCCUCUCCGGUACUGGCGCUCCAGUCACAAAAGCCUAAGCCCGGCUCAGCCUGGCCCUCUGUGCUCAUCUGCUUCGAUUAGGGAGCAUGGCUACAAAGAAGCUAAGAAGAGCAAGGUUGUCUCAUGAUCUGUGUGAAAGGCUGAGUCGCCAUCAGAUCACUACCUGUCAGGACUUUUUAUGUCUUUCCCUCUUGGAGCUAAUGAAAGUGACAGGACAGAGCUACUAUGAUGUGCAGAAGCUUCUUUGUAAAGUCAGCCAAGCUUGUGCUCCCAAAAUGCAGACAGCUUAUGAAAUGAAACUGAGGAAGUCUGUCAAUCCCUCUUCAGCCUUUUUAUCCACCACGCUGCAUAGUCUGGAUAAAGUCUUGCAUGGUGGAGUGCCCUGUGGAUCCCUCACAGAGAUAACCAGUCCACCAGGUUGUGGCAAAACUCAGUUUUGCAUUAUGAUGAGUGUUCUGGCUACACUGCCUGUAAGCAUGGGAGGACUAGAUGGGGCUGUUAUAUACAUUGACACAGAGUCUGCAUUCAGUGCUGAAAGGUUGAUUGAGAUAGCAGGAAGCAGAUUUCCUACUUAUUUUGACUCAGAUGAAAAGCUGUUCUGCAUGACUCGUAGCAUUCACCUGUAUCGAGAGCUGACCUGUGGCAGUGUAUUGAAGAGGAUUAUGUCUUUGGAAGAAGAAAUUAUUUCAAAGAACGUUAAACUCAUAAUAAUCGACUCUGUUGCUUCAGUUGUCAGAAAGGAAUUUGACACAAAACUCCAAGGCAACCUGGCUGAGAGAAGUAACUUCUUGGCUAGAGGAGCAUCGGUAUUGAAGUAUUUGGCAGAGGAGUUCUCAAUACCAGUUAUCUUGACAAAUCAGAUUACCACAUGGUUGAGCAAUGGCCCCUCUAUCCAGGCAGACCUGGUGUCUCCAGCUGAUGAUUUGUCCCUGUCUGAAGGGUCUUCUGGAAGUGUGAAGAGGGAAUAUGGUUGUGUGACAGCAGCCCUUGGCAACACAUGGAGUCACAGUGUCAACACCAGACUCAUACAAUAUCAUGAAUUACCAACAAGACAGCUCCUGGUUGCUAAAUCUCCUGUUGCUCCAUUCUCUGCUUUCUUCUACACCAUUGAGAAAUCAGGCUUGGUUCUUCAAGAUGGAAAGGAUGAAACAAAUUUAACCUGGGAAGGAACCAAUCCUGCCCUGCAGACCAUACGAGUGAGGAACACUGUCUUGAAAGAUACUUUACUUGAUGCUGCUUUACCCAGCACUAUUGACUGCCUGACUUCCUCCCUGCGGUGCUGUGUGUGCAAGCAAAACAAGAGGUGUUCCUGCCAUAAUCUCUGCAUCACCAUAACCCCUGAGGAUAAUAAAAGAUCAUUCCACCGUGCCAAGUGACGAGCUUCAAGGACACCAUCUCUAGAUGGCAAAUGCCCUGCUCCCAUAUUUCCAAAACUACAUGCCGUGGGGAGGCACCAAAUUACUCUCCCUACGUGGUGCCCACACACCCUGUCUGGCUGCAGCUGCUGCCUGGGGAGGUGAGCCAGACACCAGGCUGGUGACCCCCAGCCACUGCAGUAACAGUGGAGGUGGCACUGCUUGAGCUCUGCCCCUGAGCUGAUGAGCUGUUGUGGCACUGCCUGGUCCAGACUGCUGAAUCAGCAGGUUUUCCCCCUCACAUUCAGCUGUGGGUGCCCCACAGCCGCACGCUGUUGCCACCAACAGUUGGAGCUGCCUCAUUCCUAAGAGUUGCACCCCACAGGGCUCUCCACCCGAGGGCAGUUGCCUUUAGGAGGAUCCUUGGUGCUUUGUGCAUGGCAUGUCAGAACUGUGCUACCCUUGCUGCUGGUAGCAUCGUUCACCUGGAAAGGCCAGGUGGGCUGUGACACUGGGGGGUGGGUGCUGGGGGGCCAGCUUGGAUCUUCUCAACCGUGGGACAGUACUGUGAGGCUUUCCCUGCUGUCUGUCGAGUCCUGUGUGCAGGUUCAGUGAAGGGGAAAAAAGUCAUUCACAAACUGCAUAUCUAUUGCUGAAUUUAUUCACGGAGUGGCAGUCGCCUUUCAUCCUCCCCCCUGAGCCCUGUGUGCAUUGCUGGCAUUCUCUCCCAAUCCCAUAUAAUAAUUCCCAGGUCUCCACAAGCCACUGCCUGCCAAUGGAGCCCACCGUCACUGGACCUCCAGCCCAGUCACAUGAAAAGUUACAUGCAAAGGUUUAAUGCUUUCUCCUGACCCCAGCCCCCAUUCCUGUGAAUCCCCUGCAGUGUUUUCCUGAUCAGGUGCCAAGGAAGCUUUGCACUGGGCAGAGUGCUAAGAAAGUGGUUUUUUAGCUCCGAUGUUUCCAGAGUCUUUGAGCUCUCUCCUAAGCCUCAAGUACAAGCUGUGGAGCCAGAUGAGUGUGUCAGAAGGCUGACUUUUACACCAGAAGAAAAAAACAGAACUGCUGCUUUCCAACCAAGCCCAUAUCCCAUAUUGUUGUUGCCCCACUUUCUCUAGCCCAGCCACCAGCUUAAUGGUUAAUGGGUUCAGCAGGGUAUGGAAAUCACAUCUUUGAGCUUGUGUACAGGGUACACAGCUGUGAUCCAGUCUAAUGGAUCAACUUCACUGGACAUUGUCAAUGUUUGUUAUUAAGGAACCAA
Molecule: messenger RNA, 2708 nt
Organism: Calypte anna (Anna's hummingbird)
Lineage: Eukaryota; Metazoa; Chordata; Aves; Apodiformes; Trochilidae
Gene: RAD51B
Product: RAD51 paralog B
Biological process (GO): double-strand break repair via homologous recombination
Cellular component (GO): Rad51B-Rad51C-Rad51D-XRCC2 complex
Molecular function (GO): ATP-dependent DNA damage sensor activity; DNA binding; ATP hydrolysis activity
Source: RefSeq, a predicted model, not a curated record